GUUGUCGCACGCCCACAGGUCUGCUGUCAAAGUUCUCCGCAGAAUGCAGUACUUUGUGGCCAGGCGAAAAUUUCAGCAAGCGAGGAAGCCCUAUGACGUGCGUGACGUGAUAGAACAGUACUCCCAAGGUCAUCUCAACAUGAUGGUCCGUAUCAAGGAGCUGCAGAGGAGGCUGGACCACACGCUGGGUAAACCAGGCAUGUUCCUGCCAGAGAAAGGAAUAGAAAAAGAAUAUCACACAGUUGGAGCCAGACUGAUCCGACUGGAGGAUAAG
Molecule: messenger RNA, 274 nt
Organism: Osmerus eperlanus (European smelt)
Lineage: Eukaryota; Metazoa; Chordata; Actinopteri; Osmeriformes; Osmeridae
Product: potassium voltage-gated channel subfamily KQT member 1-like
Exons: 4
Biological process (GO): potassium ion transmembrane transport
Cellular component (GO): membrane; voltage-gated potassium channel complex
Molecular function (GO): voltage-gated potassium channel activity
Source: RefSeq, a predicted model, not a curated record